This is a messenger RNA of Maudiozyma saulgeensis, 870 nucleotides long. Lineage: Eukaryota; Fungi; Ascomycota; Saccharomycetes; Saccharomycetales; Saccharomycetaceae. The record is from the annotation of a GenBank genome assembly.
AUGACACCAUAUAUAACGUUUAGAUUAAUAAAAUUGACAUUGUACUCAUGGUUUUUCUAUCUUUUACUAUCCAGCAGAAUACAAUUAUCUAAUAAUGCAUCAUUGAAUGCUUUCACUAAAUCCCAUAAAGUCACAUCUCCAAAGGUAAUGAACAUAUUGAUUGCUCAUCCUGAUGACGAAGUAAUGUUUUUCGCACCAACUUUAUCACAAUUACAAACUUUAAAUCAUACUAACUUAUCAUUUAAUAUUUUUUGUUUUUCAAAUGGUGAUGCUGAUGGAUUAGGUUCAAUAAGAGCUAAAGAAUUAAAUGAAUCAAUCUCUUUACUAUUAAGAGGCCAACAAUAUUCUGUUCAUUUGUUCGAUCAUAAAGAUGGAAUGAAUGAAACUUGGGACGAAAAUUUAAUGUUAUCACAAUUGGAAACUGUAAUCGGAGAUAUUGAUAAUCCUUUGAUUCUAACAUUUGAUUCAAAGGGUGUCUCGGGACAUGUGAAUCAUAGAACAUGUCAUUCUGUAGCAAUGACUUAUAAAUCAUUACAUCCAGGUACUGCUUUGUUUCUUUUAGAUAGUUAUGGCAAUAAUAUCAUUAAAAAAUAUUCGGCAUUUGUAUUUGAAUUAAUGAAAGUUAUAUUAACAUUCUUAUUAGAACUGUAUGAAAAGAUUUUCCAAAAUAAAUUUCUUCCAACUUUCUUAAUUCAUUAUUAUAAUCAGCAUACAAAUAAUGAUAAAUUAACAUUUUUCAUUCCAUUCCCAAAAUAUGCGUUUGCUUAUGCCACCAUGUUAAAUGCUCAUCAAUCACAAGUUGUUUGGUUUAGAUACGGUUGGUGGGCUUGUUCUAGAUUUGUUUUCGUUAAUGAUUUACAUGUAGUAUGA